CCGAGAGAGAGACGCGAACGAGAGUAGGAGGAGGUGGGAACGUGAGUUCCCUUCUACGCGGCGCGAGAGAGGAGGCGGAAAAAAAAAAAAGAGAGGCGAGAGAGCACGCACACGUACGCGAGAACGCGGCGGCAUUGCGGCGAUUAUAUGUAUAUGCGCGCGCUCCGUGUGUGUGCGUGCGCGUUCACACCGAGAGCGAGCGCGCUGCAAAACCGAAUGUGUAUGUGCACCGGGAGGAAACGCACGUACAUGCAGAAGGAGUUGAGAGAGCGGGACGGAGACGGAGGGAGAAAGAGAGAGAGAGAGAGAGAAGCGAGGGAGACAGUGAGACGGGCCGUGUGUAUGUACCACUAGAAGAGUGUACCAGGCUACUAGUGUUGUGACGGCGAUCGUGCCCACGACUUCUCUGGCGGGCCGGUAUCCGCGUUCUAUCCGUCUAUCUUCUCCUUCUCGUCGCGCCCUCCCUGAUCCGUGGCGUUUUUGCGUCGGGUUCCCUCCGUGCUCCCCGAGACCUCAAGAGCCCCCUAGUAUCCUCUUCUUUCUCGACGACGGGGGCGAUCUCUCCUCCGCCUUCUUCACGUUUCCUCUUCGUUGACCUCUUCUGCGUUCGUUUUACACUCUCCGACAGUUUUUUUUCCUUUUCUCUUACUUCCUUUCCUCUCCCUCGUCCCCGGCGCGAUUUCGCGCGGACACGCGCCUCCACUUCCGGCCGAAAAGUGACCUCUCGGGCGACGGGCUUCUCGCUGGCGAGACCAGUACGGCUUUGCUACUUCGACCGAGAAUAUAGCCGAGGGUGUUGUCGUAAAGUACGCGCACGAUCAGGUCUAAGUGUUCGCACGCGUGUGCGAAGCGCAGGUGCUCCGGAAACGCGCGCCACGUGCUGCCGCCGCGACGUCACCGCCAAUGGAAUAAAGAGGAAACGUCGGCGGACAUCAAGGAGAUCGCGUUCCGUUAACAAGAAGAAAAACGUUCGAUUCAGUACCACCAAUCAUGCGGUACCUGCUGAUGCUCCAGAUUCUAAUCGCCGUGUUGCAGCCGAACCUCGAGGCCCGGCAGCGUGUACCUAACGUUAGAGGGAUGUACACCUUGAAGGAACACCUGCACAAUCACGAUAUCGUGAUACCACGGAAGGUGAAUCACCAGGGCGAUUUGAUCUCGCAUAAUGUAACGCAUCAUCAUCAUGAGGACGGGCCGGUCGUUCAUUAUCGUGUGCCAGUGGCCGGUAACGAGUACCACCUCGAGCUGACGGCGGUCGACAACUUCAUCGGACCCGCGAUGAUUGUAGAAAGACGGAAACGGUCGCUUCACGUCCGCAGCCCGGCGAAAAGUCAUGCCAGCAAAUGUCAUUAUCGGGGAUUCAUUAAGGGCCAUCGGAAUUCCCGUGUCGCCCUGUCCGCCUGCGACGGUCUGGCGGGUAUGCUACACGGCGACCACGGCGAGUUCUGGCUGGAACCAGUCGCCGUGUCUCUGGAAGAAAAACGCGGCACGUUGUCGGCAGACGAAACGACGACGACCGACGACUUAGGCGCCGGUAAUCGCUCGUCGGUAUUAGGUGGCCCGAUUGCCGGUCGACCUCAUCUUGUCUUUCGACGCUCGGCCGAGCAACAACAGCAGCAGCUCGAGAUCGGCGCCGGCGGUCGUAGCAAGCGACGGCGCAAAAAGAAGAGGAAGCAGGAGAGAAACUGCGGCACCCGCGAACCGCGUCGAUUGACAGAGACGCGGCUCGAAUGGCAGACUCAACCGGGUCUCGUCCAAGUUCAAGGCCGCGGACGUAGGAAACAUUACCAACCGAAACGGUGGCAUCGUUCCAAGAGAUCGAUCAGUACACCUCGUCAUGUCGAGGCUCUUGUUGUCGCCGACACCACGAUGAUGGCUUUUCAUCAGGACGUUGACGUGGAGAUCUACUUGCUGACUAUCAUGAACAUGGUGUCCGCGCUGUACCUCGACCCAACCAUCGGUAAUUUCAUCAACAUUGUCGUGGUCAGAAUUAUUCUCGUCGAGGAAGAAGACGCGGAGUUGGACAUCACGGUGAACGCGGACCAAACCUUGCACAAUUUUUGCAAAUGGCAACAGAAGUUAAAUCCCGACGAGGACUCGCACCCGAUUCACCACGACGUGGCGAUUCUGGUGACGAGGGAAGACAUUUGCUCGCGCGGGAAUACCCCUUGCAGCACCUUGGGAGUGGCGCACGUUGCUGGCAUGUGUCAACCGGAUCGCAGCUGCAGCGUAAACGAGGACAAUGGGAUCACGUUGGCGCACACUAUUACUCACGAAUUGGGACACAAUUUUGGAAUGUAUCACGACACGGAAAAAAUUGGCUGCAGUAAGCGCGAAGGUGACACUCUGCACGUGAUGACGCCGACCUUCGAGGUAGACGCUGUCGGAGUAGCUUGGUCCAGAUGCUCCAGAAGAGAUAUCACGAAUUUUUUAGACCAAGGAAAGGGAGACUGUUUAGAAGACGAACCGGCGAACAACGACUACGUGUAUCCGGAUUUGCCGCCCGGUGCAAUGUACAACGCCGAGCACCAAUGCAAGUUGCAGUUUGGUUUGAGAGAAGCUUCCGUUUGCUCUCCGUUACAAGAGAUCUGUUCGAAACUCUGGUGCGUCGUGGACGGUUCCUGCACCACCAUGCUGCAUCCGGCAGCUCCGGGAACGCAUUGCGGAAAACAUAUGUGGUGUCAGAAUCAAGAAUGCGUUCCCAUCGUCGAUCGACCUCAUGAGAUUGACGGCGGAUGGGGCGAAUGGGGAUCGUGGAGCGAGUGCUCGAGGACCUGCGGCGCCGGGGUUUCGAUAGUCGAGAGGAAAUGCGACCAUCCGGAGCCAGCGCACGGCGGAAAGUUCUGCAUCGGCGAGAGACGUCGUUACAAAAUCUGCAACACGCAGCCCUGCCCGGAAGGCGCGUCGAGUUUCCGCGCUGUGCAAUGCAGCAACUACGACGGAAAAGAGUACAAGGGAAAGAACUAUACCUGGCUGCCGUAUUUCGAUCAGACGGAGCCGUGCGAGCUUUACUGCACCGACACGGAGGAAAGCGUAAUCGUACCUUGGGGAGAGACGGCUCUCGACGGUACCCCGUGCAACGUUGGCACCAGGGACAUGUGCAUCGCUGGUAUUUGCAGGAAAGUCGGUUGUGAUUGGACGGUGGAUUCGAACGCCACGGAAGACCGUUGCGGUAUCUGUCACGGCGACGGUACUCAAUGCGAGACAACCAGCGGUACUUACGACGAAAACGACGGUCCCGGAUACAAGCUGGUCGUUAUCAUCCCGUUCGGCUCGCGUAACAUUAAGAUCGAGGAACUCGGCAACAGCAAGAAUUACAUCGGCAUUGGCGUGCCGGAUUCCGACAAGUUCUUCCUGAAUGGAAAACGACAGAUCACUUUAGCGGGCGAGUACGAAGUCGCCGGGACGCCAGCUUUGUACGAACGCGAUCGCGACAAAGAGAAGAUCAGAAUUCCAGGACCUAUCAAGGAGGACAUUGCGGUCUAUUCAAUUUACAGAGGUCACUAUCGCAAUUUCGGACUGCAUUACGAAUACACCGUUCCGAAAAAGGAACCUGACCGAGCGCCGGAAUACUCUUGGGUACCUUCCGAUUGGACUUUGUGUACAGUCACUUGCGGCGGCGGUACUCAAACUUCACACGCAGUCUGUCACGAGAAGAAGAGUGGCGUCGUCGAGGACCACUUCUGCGACGGCAUAGAGAAACCAGAGCCGAAGUUGCGCGAAUGCAAUUCGAAUCCGUGCCCGGCAAAUUGGUGGGUAGGACCGUGGCAGAUGUGUCCUGUUACAUGCGGCGAUGACGCGCUGCGUAAGAGAUCGGUGAUGUGCGUGUCGACUGGCGCGGGACCCAAUCGAUCGGACUUGGCUCUGCUUGAUCGCGAGUGCGACAAAAACACGCGGCCCGAAGAAGUACAAUUGUGCCCUGAUCUACCGCCGUGCGGAUCCACGGAAGCGCCGCUAAUUGUGUACGCCGACAACAAGGACAACAAGGACACGUUCUACAAUAUCAGCUUGAACGAGCAAGACGGUAUUACGAUGGUUGACGGUCUCACCACUGAGGAGCCGGAAAUCCUCGAGUUCGACAACGUCGUCGACGAGAAUCCGGACAAUUCUAUGUACAACACUAAAUCGAAGUGGACAGUAUCGAAGUGGAGCCAUUGCACAGGCGGCAAAAGGAGCAGGAAGGUCAGUUGUUCCGUACCGGGUGACUGUAAUCCGGAUAACAAGCCGGUCAGUGUCGAGGACUGUUACAGCGGAAAGUGGGUCACUGGGAAUUGGGGAAGUUGCAACGCAACCUGUCUCGCAAAAUCAGGUAUUAAGCAUAGAGUAGUGCAGUGUCGCGAUCGCGCGACAAACUUGCUGUCGGAUGACUGCAAUCUCAACAGAAGACCGUUUGACACGAAGCGCUGUUAUUAUCGACGACAAUGCGUCAACGAGAAAAAAGAUUGCAGAGAUAGUGUAGUCGCGUGCGCUACGCCACACUACAGGCGCAUGUGUGACAUAUCGCCGACUAUACGACAAAAGUGUUGCGCCACGUGCAUAAAACGACAGCGACACGUUCGUCACAACAGACGUAAUAUCUUUGCCGAAUAACAAGUUGAAAAGUUGAAGAGUUGAAAAAGACGGGAAAGAACGCACAAAAGCAUUUUACAAAUAAAUAUAUUUGCAACGGACACAUCCGUCUUGUCUUGUGCAUUUUAUCCGAAUUAUGAUAACAACAUAGAUGGAACUUUUUAUGUAUAUGGCAACGAGAAGAUA
Molecule: messenger RNA, 4752 nt
Organism: Pseudomyrmex gracilis
Lineage: Eukaryota; Metazoa; Arthropoda; Insecta; Hymenoptera; Formicidae
Product: A disintegrin and metalloproteinase with thrombospondin motifs 7-like
Exons: 17
Coding region: 991-4587 (1198 amino acids)
Biological process (GO): extracellular matrix organization; proteolysis
Cellular component (GO): extracellular matrix
Molecular function (GO): metalloendopeptidase activity
Source: RefSeq, a predicted model, not a curated record